Epinephelus fuscoguttatus (brown-marbled grouper) is the source of this 7906-nucleotide messenger RNA. It is a transcript of the gene slf2, whose product is annotated as SMC5-SMC6 complex localization factor 2. The record is from RefSeq and is a predicted model, not a curated record. Bases 2268 to 6860 code for a protein of 1530 amino acids. The transcript is spliced from 21 exons. Lineage: Eukaryota; Metazoa; Chordata; Actinopteri; Perciformes; Serranidae.
ACGAUGAGAUGUUUGUAGCAUUGGAGCUCUGGGUUUUGUCAAUGUCUGUGCAUAUUGUCAGCCGGUCUCGUCCUCAAAAUGAGAAAAGCAACAGAAAACCAAGGAAACACUCGAAAACAUACUGAAAAUUUAUCCCCGAGGAAUAAAGGUGGGUCGGAGUGUCGCAUCCUGCACCGUCAGGUGCUGCUGUCUGCUGAAAAUAACAGAGUAUUAAUUAGAUUUACACCGUGAUGCUGGUCAUAACACAACUGUUUAUUAUGGUGAACUUUAAGUUCCUGUAGAGCAGCCUGGUCAACCUUAGUAGGCAUUCAGAGUUGUUUUUACUGGGUAUACCUACCCAAAACUAAUAAAUAAAAUGCAGUUCAUUCAACAACCCAGCUAUAAAUAAAAAUAGAAAUAAUAAAUGGAUGUUUUAAAGAGGUUUCAGUUGAUUCAGUUUUGUAGUAGUUUUGGAGCAGUGCGUUUGUUUCCCUUUGAAGGUGGUUCCUGUAUUUUGUCCACCCCACCUUUGUGAAUGAGAGUAUUGUACUGCAUAUUUACAUGUUGAGAUGUUGCAAAUGAGGGACAUGCGAUAUGAAGAUAACUGGAGCAUUUACAAAACUAAUGCAAACACAGUGUUCUUUGUAGGAUUUAUAGAAAAUAAGAAAAUAGAAAAAAGAAGAGACAAACAAAAAACAAAAAAGGAGACAAAACGCCCAACUUAAACGAUCCCUAAAACUCCCACAUUAAAUUGGUGACACGAAUGACAUUACACUGUUAUCCUCUCCAAAUGUUGAAUAAAAUGUUGCUAGCUGGCAUGAAAUUAGUUCACCUGCUCAUUUCUAAUAUAUCUGAUCCUCUCUGCCUCAGAAGUACUGAAAAGGUCAUCAAACCACAUUUUAACAUUAGGGAUGUUUUUACCCUUCUACAACAAUAGCAAGCAACUCACUCAAGAUAAGAAAAUAGGUUAAAAGUCAUUUUUGAGCCAGUGUGAGGUUGGUAAAUGUUAAAAAUAAUUGUGUAUGGUUCAAGCUCAAUUCUUGAAUCGAGAAUUAUUUGAAGUUUUAUGACAAAUGGUGCACCAGUUCUUCUGAAUCUUAGGACACAUUAUAAAACAAUUUAUUAGACUGGCUUCAUUAGAUUGCCACUUAAAGUACAGAAUGGAUAUAGUGGGGGAACCAUUUACUGAUCUUAUAUUUGUGCAUAUGCAGUCUACGUGCUAUUUUCAGUUACAUUAGGCAGUGUUUGACAUUAAUAGAGCGUUCAUUCAUUCAAUUGUUACUUUGCAAUCUGGAUAUAUAAAGCUUUUUCCCAUUUCUCUCUUAUUGAGACGAGUUCACCUUUUCCCCCUGCAGAGCUGUUUAAAGGAUAUAUACCAGGCAAAGAGUAUAUGGUGGGAGCUUGACAAUGGAUCUAAGUGUAGAGUCAGUUACAGUCUCAUAAGAUGGUAUGAACUUCUGAACAUAGUCUUUUGUCUGACGGAUUCUGAGGAAGUUAAAUCUAGAUAAUUUGAAUAUGUCAGCCAGUUGUCUUUGUGGCCAGGGGUGAGUGGACAUAUUUAUUCUGCACUGCUAAAACACACUCCUGUCAGUGUAUAUGCAGUUAUAGCUAUGUGGUGGUGUAAUUAAUAUUUGGUGUGCUGUAUGGUGUUUUCAUGGAAGUACAUAUAACGAGAGCCAUGCAGUGCACACAAUGUUGACUCAACAGUCUAUCCAUUCAGUUUUUAAAAUACAUUAAAAGCCCCUAUGAAGAGGACAGCUAUCAAUGUGAUGUGAUAUGUUGUGAUUGUAAUUGUUAUAAUCAUGUAAUUGUCAUAGUCUUUGUUACUAAUCUUGUACUAAUUUUUUUUAGGGUUUUGGUGGCAGUGAGUAGCCUGACAUCACCUGACCGUAUCACAAAUGUGAAUCUGCAUCUGCCCCGAGCAAAUAAAACAUGAGUCAUUUGUCUUUUUUCCCAGGCAAGGCAGUGAGGGCUUACCCUCCCAAACUUAGGCUUGUUUGAACAGUGUUAAACUAGCAAGUGAACAGGUCCUUAGAUUUUCCUGGCGCCUUAUAUAACAUGCUGUAUUUUCGGGACCUUUUCUCCCUGACAUAACAAAUGUUUGAAGGUUUGGUAGUUGGCAAAAUCUUGUUGUUGCUUUUUUAAUUUAUUGAAAAAAUUGUCACACUUGCAGCAGCUUAAUUUAACAACAGUGUACAACAAAAGCAAAAUCAAUUGAACGGCACUUGAUUUAUAUGGAACAGUUUCAGCCACAGCUAUAAGCAUCAUGGGCCCUUGCUGGCUGACAAAUGACAACAGUGAAGGACCUCGUAAUCCAGCAGCACUUCAGAUCCCAUUUCACACCUUUUCUCCAGGAGACUCCAGUGAAGCCCUCUCAGGUCCCUAACUGGCUCUCUCACCCAUCUUCUAGGAGAAUGUUGCCAUUUCAAAGCCCUGAGCCAUGCUACAGGGACAGACUGGGUCCACCAUGGCACCCCCCUUAUCCUCCGGGACCAGUCCAUUCAUCAGGGUUUGUUCCAAGCAGCCCAACUAACAUUGGUGCCUCCGUGAAUAGGUUCCAAACCAUGCCAAGAGGCAGACUGGGUCCUCAGCCCCACCAACAGCGUCAACCCCCAGGGUCUUUCUGCCCAUCUGGGUAUGCUCCAGUCACACCAACUAGUAGUAGUACUACAGCUAAUAGGCCACCGGGCGUCUUUUACCCUGCACCCCCUCAAUUCAUGAAGGAUUUAAGCAACCACUCCCCAUCUUCCCACAUCAGGAGAGAUCAAGGGACUGAAUCCAAGGACAACUGGUCUUACUCAGGAAGCAAAAAUGUAACUGCACAAAGACAAGAAUCAAACAAGGCUCAAUCAAGCGAGGUGAGAGGGUCCAUACAAACUAUCCAGCUCCAUCGACCCCCUAUUACCUCAUCAUUCAACACCAGAGCAGUUCAAGGAGUUUGCACACUGGCCCCCUCAGGCUCAGAACACUGGAGUCCUGCCAGUGGUCCCUCUGACAGCCAGGUGCCCCCGCUUGUCUACCAGCCUUCUCCGAGUCCCCAGUCUUCUGUCAGCAGUAGUGGUUCCAGUUUACCCAACAUGCACAGUCCUGUAGCUCCUUGCCAGGACCAACAACAUAAACGAACACCUUCAAGAGAAAACUUAAUUCCAGUCGUGGACUAUAAUUGCUCAUCUCAGAAGAGGUGCAGGGAGUUUGAGGACUGUGACGACAGUGCCAAGAAACUGUGUCUUCCAGCUAUAAACACAGGCAAAGCACAGACACCAAAGCCUACUGUUGGCAACUCACUCAACACUUCACUGAUGUCUCAGCCAUCAUCGAUGCAUUCUUCAGUCUUGGAACUGUCACCCAAAACCAUCGAUCGCCAUCUGUGCUCAGAACCAGAACCAGCACGUGGUCAGUCAGCAUGCCUGGAACUGUCAUCCACGUUUAAACCCACCCAGUCAUCCUGUGCAUCACUGACACCCAAAACUUGUGUAAAGAGACAACCAUCAACAGGGGCGCAGCAAGCCUAUUUAAAUUUCACCCAGAAUCAUACUUUGUUAAUAGAGUUAAGGUCACCUCCAAAACCAGAUGAAGAGAGUUUGAGGAAAAGAAGCGUGGAAAACGAUAAAAGGGAUAGGUCAGACCCUUUGUUAUCCUCCGAGGUUCCCCAGAAGGACACUGGUAGCUCACCUCAUGCUCAGUUAGGCAACCACCUCUCUGGUCAUACUCACCGUAAUACUUCAGUCUUGCCAGUCAGGACCCUGAGCAGAGGAAAUCAUGUGGAGGAGAGCAGAAAGUCGGACAACAGCACUCCAAAACCAGCCUCAAAGACGAAUUCAGGUUCUCUGAGUUGUCGCACAGCAGAACGGACCAAAAACCCCCGUCCAAAAAGAUCUGUUGCAAUCCCUAAUGAUAUAGAUGAGCUGUUCACCCCUGAUCCCUUGACCUAUGUAUUCAGCACUGGCCAUAAGACUGUAAAGCUCAGGACAGAUGGGAUCAAAUCCCCAUCCUCAGAGAAAGGAUGUCCAUCCAGCACUGUGACCAGCUCCAGUACUUCUGUUACUGCAUCCUUGUGUCGCAAAACUGGUUCUUUUCAUGCAGUGGACACCCAAGACUCAUCAUCAGCUCCUCUCCCACAAGUCUACAUGCCAACUGUGGCAUUAGAGCGGGUAAAACUUGAGAACUUAAAACCCAUUUGCUCCAAAAACAGUAAACUCAAAAAGAGCCCCACCAGUUCUUCGGGCAGGCAGCUUAAGGAUGAGAGUGUUAAAUCUGAUGAGAAACACACAUCUCUCCUCCCCAACAAUGUGGGAACAUGCGCUUUAGAGAGUGAGACUGUGACCACAACUGCUACAUCUCAUCAUUCUCUGUCUCCACUGCUGGAGAGGCAGGUAAGUGAAGGGCGUAGAAAGAUGGUGAGUGAAGAGGAUCCUAUAGAUGUGGAGCUGGAUCUGGACUUGAGCUUUGCAGUAGAUGUGGAUCUAACCCAGAGCUCCCAGAGCAGUGAGGACGAACAGCUGAUUUCCCUGCAGGAGAUGAUGGAGCGUGUUACCAAGCCUCCAGAUACGCCGGAGAAGGGAGCCUUCUCAGAGCCCAGUACACCUGGACAUCGCAGCAGCCAGUCAAAAACUCAGCCAUUGCCAUCCACGACAAAGUGUGGUACCUACAAGAACAACCUCGACCAGAUGCUGAAGGAAAUUAACUCCACUAAAAGAGCCAAAGAGCUCGAGGCACAACUUCUAACUGCAUGUGAAGAGGACCUGUUGAGAAUAGCUGAAUACGAGGAGGCUGAGGAGAACCGAGAGGAGGGUGUCUCCACCGAACAACAGGAAUUCUUGCAGCGCUACUCUUUGAUGUCCAAUGCAAUCAGGGAAGUGCCUCCAGGAGAAGUCGUGUUCAACCUGGAGAAAUUUGGCCAGAUCUUCAGCCAAGAUACACUGCAGCUCAGACAAUGCAUGGUCAGUCCACAGGGGGCAGCACAGAAAACGCUUCUUUGGUCCAGCCCUGCUCAGCUGAGACUGCAUUUAAAUAUUGGAUUGUUCCAGGAAGCUUUCGACUGUCACUCGCCCUGUCCAGCUCAGGUUACCCGUUUCCUAUUCAAGAUGAUGUCAGUCCACAAUGAAAGGAUAGUAUCUGAAAAGAUUCUUCAGGCCCUCUGUGACAUCGCUUGCACAGCUGCUUAUCAGAUAGUGAAAAAUGGAAAUCAACAGUUUAAAGUGUGGGUGCCCAGUUUGGCUGAUGUGGCCUUGGUCCUGAUGAAUAUGGGAAUUGCGUUUGUCACUCUCUUCCCUUUUGAGAACCUGCAGCCUCCAUUCACAGAGGGAGAUUUGCUGGAGGACAUCUGUAUCAAAAGUGAGAGUCCCUCUAGUAACAAGGAGCAGACCAUUUUCCCCGAGCACAACUGCAACAACAUCCUGAAGUACCUGUCUUACUGUAUGGGCCUCUGUCCAAAGGCGUACAGUGACGAUGAGCUGCUGUUGUUGCUUACCGUGGUGGGAAGGGUGGGCCUGGACACACGGCUCAUCCUCCAGUCCAGUGUGGAACUGUACCCUUUACAGUACAAAGUUGUCAACAACAUCAAGGACUGGGACACCAUGCUGCCCAGAAUCUGUCGAGCCCUGACUGAUCUGACAGAUGACCACCACAACAUGUGCCUGCUUGUUCAACUGCUGCCUGACAACACACGUGGAAAGCAACUGCGGAGACAUCUGAGUCUGUCCAUGAUCUCAAAACUGCUGGAUGGAAAUUGCACUUACAGACCUACAGAAAAGGAGUUUCAGCUCUCUAAACUGAGGCCAUACCUGCCUCGUAUGCAACCCUCCACCCUUCUCCGAUGCAUGCUGAGCUCCUCCAGCAGGAGUCAGAAAGAGAAAGAAGACGACAUGAACACCUUAGACCAACAGUCUUACUAUCUCUGCUACAGCCUUCUGACCUUGGCAAAUGAAGCUUCCAAUUUUCAGUUCUUCCCAGCUCAUCAAAAGAAGCAGCUGCUGGUUUUAUGCUAUGAGCUAGAAACGCAUGUUAAGUGUGACAUUAGAGAAAGCGAGAAAUGUCUCUACCGGAGCAAGGUCAAGGACCUGGUGGCCAGGAUCUACACCAAGUGGUCGAUGCUCCUUCAGAGGACCAGGCCCCUCCAUGGUAAGCUGUAUGAUUAUUGGCAGCCUUUGUCUGUGGAUACAUUGACAAGCAGCCAAGAAGAGGAGGAGGUGGUCAACAGUGAUGAUGAAGAGGGGCCGGUGAUGGAGGAGAGUGAAGAAGAGGAACCCAAUGAAACUGGAACUGAAGAGGUUGCAAUGAUAUCUGAGGACGAGGACAAGGAAGAGCGAGACGAUACAACGGAUGACACGGAUAAAACAGAGGAUUACAUAAAGCCAGAUGAAACAGAGGCAGACGAUACAAUGGACACAGACAAGAUGAGGGGUGACGUAAAGCCAGAAGAAACGGUGGGAGAUGAUACAGUGGACACAAACGAGACUGGGGACGAUGUAAAGCCAGACGAAACAGAGGCAGACGGUACAAUCGACACAAACAAGAUGAGGGGCGACAUAAAGCCAGAAGAAACGGAGGGAGAUGAUACAGUGGACACAAAUGAGACUGGGGGCGACAUAAAGCCAGAUGAAACAGAGGCAGACAAUAUAAUGGACACAAAUGAGACUGGGGGCGACGUAAAGCCAGAAGGAAUGGAGGGAGAUAAUGCAAUGGAUGACACAAAGGAAACUGAGGAAGCAACACAAACAAUACUAAGGGAGUUGAACCACGAGAUGCCAGAGAUGGAGCCUUACGUACACGAGCAAGUGGAGGCUAGAAAUGCAGAGCAUACUGAGGUAGAAACUGAAAAUCUGGUUGAGGCAAGAAAAACAUCUCACCACAACCAGGUGGCAGCAUGUGAUCUACUGUAGUGUCAGUUUUAUUUGUGUUCAGCUGUUGCCUUAAUAUGAAGCGCAUUUUGCACUAUUUGUCUACCCAUCCUCUUUAAUUAACCCCAAAGUUUCAUUGUGUAUACAAAUACAAAUUGUUUAUUUAUGAAUAAACCAUUUUAGGAGAGAUCGCAGAGAUCAUAUUUUUGGUUAGUACUGCACAACCAACAAAACGUUGUUUUAUUGUAUGUCUUUUUUUAAAAUAACUUGAUGUUAAAAUCUUAUGUAAAUGACUUCUCGCUAUACCUCUUCACUUAUUCAGUUGUGUGCAAUUUGUAAAAUGUGGGUCACAGAUGUUACAUAUACAUUGCUGUAACUGUUGGCCCACAAAAACCUAUGUUUAAUUGGAGGGGUUUUUUACAUCCUUGUCAACUGUGUUCAUUUGUGGAAAAUAAUUUCUCAAGAAAAUAGUUCAGUGUCACAUUUGCUUUAGUAACUGAAAUACUGAUUUAUUGUUAUGUGUGAUAUGCUGCAAAUCAGCCUCGAGUUACAACGUGACACAUUUAAAAUCUACUUGACUAUGCAACAUGUUCACUAGUAAUCAGUUUAGAAACAGCAUCUUAUACUGAGGUUUCUCAGCCGUUAUUGUUUCAUUCAUAAAAAUGCGACAGGCCUUUUUCACAGCAGACACUGACCUGUCAAAAUAGGAAAAUCAUAUGUGCUAAUAACAUUAGAAAUGGCUCUGUUGUAUUCACGUCUCAGUAAGUUGUGACAGUGAGACUGAAACUGAAAGAGCUAAAUGGAGUUCAGCCAUAAUUAAUUUGACUGUUUAAACCCUUUGCUUUUGUCGCUGUCGCACGUCGAAAAUGUUUUCUGUGAAAAAGGCCUGUUAAAUUUACUUUGUAAAUAAUUUCCAGAUACACAUUAACUUGUUGAUUCCGUCAUAAUUUCACUGUUGUGUUUGUGGGUGUUUUGUUGAAUUACCCUUUGAUAAAAUAUUUUUUUAUUGAUUAAAAAAUACUUUUUUUUUUCUUUUUUUUUUACAGCUGUUGCCAAGUGGAGUAAAAUAAACUUUGUUUACGUGUUCA